Molecule: messenger RNA, 827 nt
Organism: Homarus americanus (American lobster)
Lineage: Eukaryota; Metazoa; Arthropoda; Malacostraca; Decapoda; Nephropidae
Exons: 6
Coding region: 240-827 (195 amino acids)
Cellular component (GO): extracellular region
Molecular function (GO): chitin binding
Source: RefSeq, a predicted model, not a curated record
CCCGUGUGGGGCGACCGUCCGCCAGCUCCAACGGUUCACGACUCACCACAAGUACAGUAACUAACUCCCCAGAAGCGUCUCGCCAAGAGUUCUCAGCGCCAUGAUUUGUUGGCGUCAGCUGCUGACAACCCUCAGCAUUUGUGGUGACUGGAAGACUGGUGGCCGCUGUCUAUGAGUGCGAAGGAGAUGGUUUUCAGUGUUCCAGUUGCACCUCCUUCGCCUCCUGCUCCGGUGGAAAGAUGUUAAUGGAAUUUAAUUGUCCCGAUGGCCAAGUGUGUGAUGGUACUAAGUUUUGUAAAGCCGUGGACCAGGCCGAAAAAUGUCAAUGUUCGGCUACCUCAAACCUGGCCGACCCCUACGACUCCCAGAAGUACUACCUGUGUGUGGCGGAGAACGAGCUGACUGAGCUGACCUGCGGCGACAAUGAAUUAUAUGACGACGCUUCCAAGACCUGUGCUGCAGCGACCUGUACUGAGAUUGGCUUCUUCCCGUUGCUGCCUUCAUGUACCAGCCACUACGCCUGUACAGCUCGUGACGACGGCAAGUACACAGCAUCUAACCUUAAAAAGUGUACUGACAAAGACACUGUGUACGACAGCACUAAACAGAUGUGUGUUGCCAAGACAGGCAUCCAGCUUCCAGACACACCUAAAUGUCCAGGUGAUGCUUCUGCCGUCAUGGAUCCCGUAAUGUGUAAUGCCUUCCACGUGUGUUCCUCUACUACAAUAGCCGGCCCUAUCUGUUGUCCUAACGAGAACUUGGUGUUCAACUCUGCCACUAACAUAUGUGAAGAGAACACGGGCCAGACAGUAUACUUACUCUUGUGA